This is a messenger RNA of Xyrichtys novacula (pearly razorfish), 6325 nucleotides long. The record is from the annotation of a GenBank genome assembly. Lineage: Eukaryota; Metazoa; Chordata; Actinopteri; Labriformes; Labridae.
GGUCGAUUAUCUACUUGGGGCGUACGUGAGCGUCCUCUUCCACCGUCACGUUAUGAAGGGAACGAGGAAGUACAAAAACCUAGCGAGGAGGAAAUCCCUGUGAAGUGGCUGGUAGUCUGAGCUCGACUGUCACUUGAACACUGUUACUUCGCGGUUACUGAACCACUGAGCACCAUGGCUGAGUAAGUUCUUCAAUGGCUUUUUUACUUGUUUGUAUUUUUUAUAAAGCAGAAAUGUUGCUGCUAAAUUGCGUUGUUUUAUCUGCGCACUUUUUUGAGAUAGUUUUUCCGAUCAUGAUCUUGAUCAGAUGAGCUGCUACUUUGUUACUCCACCCUUCUCUGCUGAAUUGAAAAUACACGUGAAUUGACAAUAAAGUGCAUAUUUAACGUUAUAUGUCGCAGGUUUUCCUCUUUAUCUGAGGGCACCGUGAGCCUUUAAAGUUGUGUCAUGGCAGAGAGGCUUUUACACCCGAGUUUCACUUCCUUACAAUAAAAGAUUAAAAUCAUUACUUCAAGCUCAAUGUUCAAAGUAUAUAAGUUGCAGACAGUAUAGAAGAUGUAUAAAACAAAUGAAAGUGGAAAUUGUGGUCCCUGCUGACUCUCAUGUUGUAUCCAGGCCCCCAUCAGUCUCUCAGUCAUGUUACUCUCUCUCUCCUCACAGAGCAGACAUUGCACUGAUUGGUUUGGCUGUCAUGGGCCAAAACCUCAUCAUGAACAUGAAUGACCACGGCUUUGUGGUAAGAUGAAGACUAUUAUGUCUGUGUAUUUCCUCCCAGUAGUAAAACUUGUUAGGCAGACCUCUAUUAUUUCACUCAGUAAUUACCAAACCCCCUCAACAGGUCUGUGCCUACAACCGCACUGUGUCCAAGGUGCACGACUUCCUGAAGAACGAGGCAAAGGGUUCCAAGGUGAUCGGGGCUGAGUCUCUUGAGGACAUGGUGUCCAAGCUCAAGAAGCCCAGGAGGAUCAUCCUGCUGGUCAAGGCUGGACAGGCUGUGGAUGACUUUAUUGACAAGCUGGUGGGUACAAUGUGUAUUGAGCAGCAACUCUCUGUGCUUCUUCAUCAAACCAGCUGGCUUUACCCUGUGUGUAUUUUCCCUCAGGUUCCUCUUCUUGAUGCUGGAGAUAUUAUCAUCGAUGGUGGCAACUCUGAAUACAGAGACACAACAGUAAGUCACUGAAAAACAACAGUUUUGAGGUGAAUCCUUUCUAAUGUCAGACAAUUUCCUCACAGCUCUUUUUAUUUCUGCUUUUUAGCGGCGGUGUAGGAGCCUAAAAGAGAAGGGCCUGCUGUUUGUUGGUAGUGGAGUCAGUGGUGGAGAGGAAGGAGCACGUUAUGGACCCUCACUCAUGCCAGGAGGACACAAAGAGGCCUGGUGAGUUUUGUGUCACACUGCAUGACCACUCACAUAUUCUGAUACUCAAAAGUAGUUCUCAGUGUAAGUUUAUGAAUGGAUACACUUGUUGCUUUAUUACUUAGGCCACACAUAAAAGAGAUCUUCCAGAGCAUUGCUGCGAAGGUUGGAACAGGAGAACCUUGUUGUGACUGGGUGAGUUUUAUACUAUUUGUACUGUGUAUAUCAUGUUUAAUAUGCUGAUUGGAUGGUUAUCACAUUUAUUAUCAUGUCUAUUUCUGAAUUUGUUUGCAGGUUGGAGAUGAGGGUGCUGGUCAUUUUGUGAAAAUGGUCCAUAAUGGCAUUGAGUACGGUGACAUGCAGCUGAUUUGUGAGGCCUACCACCUGAUGAAGGAUGUUCUGGGUAUGGACCACGAUGAGAUGGCUCAGGUAAGAAAUCCUUCUUUGUAUUUUUGGUGUCAGUCUAAUACUGUUUGAUCAAAUUAGCAGACAUUUUCAUAACAAUAUGUUCAUAACAGGCUUUCGAUAACUGGAACAAGACAGAGCUGGACUCCUUCCUAAUCGAGAUCACAGCAAACAUCCUUAAAUACAGGGACUCUGAUGGCAAACAUCUUCUGCCCAAAAUCCGAGACAGUGCUGGACAGAAAGGCACAGGGAAGUGGACGGCUAUCUCAGCCCUGGAGUAUGGCACACCUGUUACUUUGAUCGGUAAGAGGAAGAGAAAAGGCUGUAGACGAGGAAGUGUCUGAUUUCCUUCUCUUUGCUUUCUGUAAGCUUUGUUUGUCACAGUGACUAAAGGUGGCGUGUCGCACCUGUUUGGAUUUCAUCAUGACUUUGAGGAAACGGCAGUAGGCUACAUGAUUACAGUAUGCUGGGCUUAAUGUUUAUAGUCUUACCUGUUAGCUGACACGGUGCGGCAAGUGAGCUUUUUCUAAGGAACGUGAUCAAUAUGUUGGUGCCUCUAAGAAGAUUGAAGGCUUUUCCCAGGGGCUGCUCAUCUCAAGUGACAUAAGGGGGGAUUUGUGAUCUCCCUUCAGCUUCAGUCUUACGAAUGAUAGGCGGUUUCAUGAACAGAAAAGACAGUACUGGGGUCAGAAAGGAGGAUUAAUAAUCAAGGGAAAAAGUGAUGUAAUAUCAGCUGAGCAGAGUGGGCCCGCCCCUGCACAGACUGAUUUUAGAGUGCAUUAAAUACAUCAUAAACAAAGCAAAGUUUAAUCCAGUCAAUAAAUAGUAGAUAUUUAAAUAUCCAGUGGAUAUUUUUUGGCAAUCCCUCUUGCCAUAAUUCAGAUUAGAGGUCUUUUGAGUUAAAAGUAUGGGCUUGCUGAAUCCUUAUCAGUGCAGCAGAUCCUCUUGUUAUAUGUAGAGAUAAAGGCAGUACAAAAGACUUCAUUGUGACUGAGCUGCUGAGCCAGUCUGUAUGGAGCAGGCUGACAGGCCCCUACAGCGUUCAUGGGUGGAUUUCUGCCACCUUACACAGAUCACAUUCCACACCAGUAUAGUUUAAUCACCAGGUGUAUUUUCCUUCAGUCCCUGUGUGUCUCCUGUCCCUCUGUCUGCGAGUAACUGUUAAGAUUUUUGCAAGUCAUGCUUACUCAACAGUUUUACCAGUAUCUCAACAUAUGGGGGGAAGUGUUGUUAUAAUGUGGGAUUAAAAUCUGUUUUGUUGUUGCAACCGGUAGUCUUAGCUCUUUAUACUGAGUACCAGUGACAAGCCUUGUUUUUAUGACAGUAUUAUUGUAAGUGCUGAGUCAUACAGAUCCUUGGUCAUGGUCUGUAUGCUGGCAUUGUGUUUCUGAAGCUAAGUGUCACGUAUGUAAUGCUUUGUCAUGAGAGGUGGCAUGAUAUGUAUUAUUACAGGUCUUUAGGCUCCUCUUGUUUCCAGAGGUCUUUGUUUUUGUGUGACGCUCCAAAAGUAUCACGUGAUCAGAGAGCUUAACCUGGAUCUCCCUCUCUUUUCCUCAUUUUCUCUCUCCCGCUGUGUCUCAGGGGAGGCUGUCUUUGCCAGAUGCCUGUCCUCUCUGAAGGAUGAGAGAGUGGAGGCCAGCCGCAGCCUGUCAGGGCCUCAGGGGGUCAAAUUCAGCGGUGACAAGGCUGGUUUCCUGGAGGACAUAAGAAAGGUAAAACACAGAGUAAAGCACAUUUCAUAGGUACAGCUAAUUGAAGCUGAUAAUAAUUUUUCAUAUAACAGAGCUGUAACACCUCUUAGCUUUCUGAGGAUUAUGUUACCAGGAUGAUACCCAAUCAUUCUGCUAACCAAGAAAUUCAGCUGCCUCUGAUUUUUAAUACAUUUUAAUGGAGUUGGAUUUUUUUCAAAAUUGUGUGUUUUUUUUUUAUUUAACCUAUUGUUAUGUUUCUCCAUUCAGGCUCUCUAUGCCUCUAAGAUCAUUUCAUACGCCCAGGGCUUCAUGCUUCUGCGGCAGGCAGCCAAAGAGUUUGGGUGGUCCCUCAACUACGGUGCAAUCGCCCUGAUGUGGAGAGGAGGCUGCAUCAUUCGAAGGUACAUUCAACUUCAUGUGCUCUCAUAUGGAAAGUUUGCCUUGUGCAACUUGGUUUCAACAGUUGCCUUUCACACUGAUGGUGAAAACUGGUGGUUACACAGUUUAACAAAGAGGCUUGAGAAAAGCAGAAUAAAAUGGAGAAGUAUUUUGAUGAUGUGGUUUUUACUUUUAGGGUUUUGGAAGGUUAAAGAUAAUUUAGUUGUGUGCCUUAAAGACACUUAUAAUGUCAAGUUUUUCCAUUCAUUUUUCUAUUCCUGGAGUGAAAAUUCCAGAUUGAUGAAAAUGUGAUCUUUCUUACGCAAUCACAAUGAGACGAGAAUGAGGAAAUGGUGUUUGUGAGACUGCUUUACUUUGUGUAAUCUUGGAGACAUUGCAUAAACCUAAAUGAAGCGUAACAUCCAGCAUGAAUGUCAAUGUUUAGCUACCAUUCAGCCUGAUCAUGAUUCAUGUUUGAUGAAAACUCAGUCAUGGUAUUUUGCUGUAAACAGAUCCUUUCCUUGUUCUUCUUUAACACUGUUGGAUAACCCUCCCCUCUGCUUUCCACACCAGUGUCUUCCUGGGUAAAAUCAAAGAGGCAUUUGACAGAGACGCGGAGCUGCAGAACUUGCUGCUGGACUCUUUCUUCAGUAAUGCUGUGCAGGACUGUCAGGUAUGAGGAAGGAGGAAGUGGCAGAAGAACAAUCUGCAAUACCCACAUUGACAAAGACCAACCAAAAAAAAAAAACAAGUUAUUUCCCCUCUCACAAACAAAGGAAUAGACCUGGCCACUUGUUGACUCCAUCAUCAGCUGUGUGAGAAGCUGUUUUGGGGGGGGAAGUACUGUUGGAUUUUAGGGACACGUCAGUUUAUCAGUUAAUGAUCCUCUUUAGCCAAUAUUUGCCCACAUAAUGUUGGCCUGUUGCCAACAAAUAUGGCAUGCACCAGUGUCUGUGUCAGUCAGUGUUGUGCCUAAAGUAGCCAGGCUUUUGGGGCUUUAAGUCACAGUCUCCUUUCAAGAUCUUAGCAGAUCUUCUUGGUGUUACACUGACAUACGAACCUGGGACCCACAACAGUCUAACACAGUACAGUAUAACUAAACCUGAUGAGGGAGAGUCUUGUUCAAACCAGCUAAAUUUAGUUUCAAUGAAAUGAAUGACUCUGUGAAGACUUCUGGUUCUUGGCAUCACAUAUGAACAUAUUCUAUUAAUGUCUUAACUGCAUUAACUUAAAACGAUAGUGAUGUGUACUCUUUUUUUCUUUGUGUUUAGGAGUCAUGGCGCAGAACAGUGAGCACUGGAGUCCAACAUGGCAUCCCCAUGCCAUGUUUCACCACAGCGCUGUCCUUCUAUGACGGCUACAGGCAUGAUAUGCUGCCAGCCAACCUCCUCCAGGUAAGAUGAGAUCUGAUGCUGCAGAGUAGAGCCUGCUGAGCAUAUGGUCUUUGUGUGAAGACAUGUCAGUUUAUAAAGACCACAUGGAGUUGUGUGUGUGUGCUCAUGUUUGUAGCUACUUCAAUCACCGGUCUUUGGAUUUAUCUUUAAUCUUUUUGAACAUCAGAAAGAUAUUAAGUUGAGUCGGAUUUUCAGAUUGGCAUAACUAGCAUUUUCAUGAUCAAUAGAUUCAACAGUGGUAAAAAAAAUGAAUAUAAACUGUGUUUUUAUUGAAUGUUCUAUGAUGAUUGAUUCUGUUUUGUUUUGGAUUUUAGGCUCAAAGGGAUUACUUUGGAGCACACACAUAUGAGCUGCUGUCAAACCCCGGUAAAUACAUCCACACCAACUGGACAGGCCAUGGUGGAAAUGUCUCCUCUUCAUCCUACAAUGCUUAAGGACCAUCUUUCCAUCAAUCAAAAACAUACACAAGAUGGAAAGCUACUGUGAAGAGGACAUUUUACACAUUCCACAUACACACAACCAUCUUAAUCCAACUUUUCACUCUUAACAGGAAUCUAUUGCUGCAGUCUUAUUUAUCAAGAAUUGGAAUUCUAGAUUAUGUGUGCUGUAAAAGCUUCCCCCUGUGUGUUUUGGUGCAACUUUUCUUAAAAAACUCCACCUAGAUUCUUUUGUUAUUAUACUGGCAACCAGGCUAAUGUUUAUCAGUCAUGUUGGGCGCAGGAUUCAAGGUGUUAACACUGGAUUAGGGUGAACUGUUGCACUGUACUGUAUUAGGCUAAAUAAAGAUUUCAAUCCCUUUAUAAUUAGCUUGUGUGUGUUGUGCUGUAAACAGGAUUGAGGUGUGUUUGUGUGUAGUGCUAAAUUUGGCAACAAGUGACAGACGUUACCUUAUAAAUACACACAGGAAAUUUAGUUCAAAGACCCGUCUGGUCUAAGACAGGAUGACAUCAAACAAAGUGGCUGCACUGAACUAAAAGGCUGCUUGACACCAUAACCUUGCACUUAAACACAUAUGAACAUGAAUUAAACCAAUGACAAUGACUGUUCAUCUGUUUUUUUUCUUUUCUUACCUAUCUCAGUGUCUAGUCUUGUACACAGCAGCU